Messenger RNA from Musa acuminata subsp. malaccensis (wild Malaysian banana), 414 nucleotides. The record is from RefSeq and is a predicted model, not a curated record. Lineage: Eukaryota; Viridiplantae; Streptophyta; Magnoliopsida; Zingiberales; Musaceae.
GGGACCUCAAGCCUCGUAAGAUGUCAUUCAAACGAGCGCCGGCGGCGAGCGUGAAGGUGACGGUCAUCGAGACGCAAUUCGUGCAGACGGACUCGGCCAACUUCAAGUCCGUAGUCCAACGGCUCACCGGCAAGGACUCGGCGGUGGCCGAGGUGGCACUGGCGAGGCCACGUGCGACGAGGAGGAGAUCAGCACAGCCGGAAGAAAGGCUUUGCAGUGAAGGGGAACGAUUUUGGUUGCAGGAAGUGAUGGGGGAGGCUAUGUUUAAGGAAUCGGAGUGGGCGGCAGCCAUGGAGCCAUGUCCAGAAGAAUGGCUCCCGAAGGAAUGCUAAUUGUCGGAGAUUUAGAAUCGUUAAUUGUUGGUGGUGUAAGUGAAUUAGAUAUGUGGUGCAAAUAAACCAUGUCCUUCGAGUA